This is a messenger RNA of Pseudocercospora fijiensis CIRAD86, 1593 nucleotides long. RefSeq lists its product as uncharacterized. The coding region runs from base 1 to 1593 and encodes 530 amino acids. The transcript has 14 exons. Lineage: Eukaryota; Fungi; Ascomycota; Dothideomycetes; Mycosphaerellales; Mycosphaerellaceae. The record is from RefSeq and is a predicted model, not a curated record.
AUGAAGCCUGCCUGCAUGAUCUGUUGGAGCCGAGCGACAUUCUCUGCCAAGGCUCUGAAACAGACACGGCUCAUACCUCCAGAGAAGCAGAUCGAACGGACAAACCGACUUGCGCGUCACCGGACACAUAUCUUGAAGUCCGAAGACCAUGGGUUGGAGAUCCGAAGACGCUGUAGAUAUAUUGGAUUCUUCAUUCUUUCUGCUCGACGUCUCACUCACCGCCGAAACAAACAGUCGCAGGCCAAAGUGAGAUCUUCUGCUUCUCACACAUCCCACGAUGCUCAACUCUCGACUCUUGCUUGGAGCAGCAAUCGCGAGUUGAAGACAUCGACAUUCCACAGCAAUGCCGCUCAACGUGUCAGCCAUUACUUGAUCAAUCAAGAGUACAACUGCGAUGAUCAAUACAGCCAAGCCGACAACAAUGACUCUGUAGACCAGAACUACAAUGCCGCCAACUACAUCCCACAAUGCAACAGCUGCAUCCUACAAGACCCCAACUAUCUCAACAGCAACAAUAACCAUGCAUUCAACAAUCAUGGUUACAAUGGUAAGCAUCCGCCUUCUGAUCCUCUCCCUCCAGAAGUCCUGCAAUGGACGCAAACCUGUAACUUCCAGAACGGCGGCAUCGUUGGCGGCAACUUCUACCCAACGCCAACGUACAACGGCUACGUCAAUCCAACGGGCGUCUACGGCGAUGGAGGAAAUGGCUACGAAUUGGUCUACACCACCAUAUUCGACCAAAACGGCGACCCCCAAGUACUACGGGUCGUUCAAACCCCCGUGCCCACCGGCGGAGCAUACUACUACCCCGGCGACUACGGCUACAUGACCUCCUAUGACCAGUACGGCAACCCCCAGGUCAUCCAAACCGGAGGCGGAGGAGAAGGGAAUUACUAUCCCGGCAACGUCAUCGGAGGAAACUACGGAAACCCCAUCUCCGUCUCCUACACCACAACCACCGAAACCGAUCAAUUCGGCAACAGACAGACAUUCGUACGCAUUUCCAACCAUCCCUUCCAGACCCUUUCGCUGACUUUUUUUUUUUCCUUUCAGGUCACUCCAGUGAGUACGUACUAUGCGAGUUUGACGACGAGUUGGAGUACGACGCGGUCGACGGAUGCGUUUGGACAUACGCAGACGUAUAGCGGUUGCGACUGCUCGGGCGGCUGUUGUUGGGGCUGGGGCGGGGCUUUUGAUGGCUGCUUUGGCUUUGAUGUUGAUGUGAUGGUCGUAGUAGGACUUAAGUGCUUGUUGAUUGUAAUGGAUGAUGCAAACACAGAUGAAAAUGGGGAAAGUCAAAGUGGCAUACGAAACAAAAAAUGGCGAACCACAAUCAACAUGCUACAAUUUUCUCUUACGAGAAUAUCAAGAGAUCGCCUCCGGCACGUACGCCAUCAACAUGAUCGCUUGCCGUCUGGUUACGUUGUGCCCGUGAUCAUCAAUCAAUGCAAUAAUGUUCGUCCACCGCAAGAAGUGAAAUUCCGCACCGCCCUCUCUCGCCCGCUAAUUCGUCAUCUCCUGAACCCAGCCUGGAUCUCUGACUUUGAAAAGUCGAUUAUGACAUCUUUCUCUCCCUCCUGGUUCGGCGGGUAG